AAGAGGGCGCCAUAUGACAGCGAGGGAAACGAGUGAGGGAGAAUACAGGCCCCAGUUACUGCACUAUCACUAGACUACCACACAGGCAGUAUUGCGCCAGUCACCCAGUCAGUCUUGUGCGUCCUCUCUGCUGGUCCGACGCUGCUGUGUAACUGAUUAGACAUCCCGCCUCUUGAAACACACAGACAAAUACACAGGGUGUCAUUCUCUCUUUCGUUUGUCGUGCAUGUGUCUAUGUGCCGGUCAGUCUGCUGUAGAGUUGUCGGUGAGAUUCGACAGCCAAUGUGUCUACGCGUCGCGGCCAUGAGUUAGAAAGUGUGUGGCGUCGCGCGUGACACUUCCCUCUCCCAAGCGAGACCUACCGAGUGUGUGUGUGUGUGAGAGUGUCUGUGUGUAUGUGUGUAUAUCUUGAGUGUACGUACGCACCAAAGAGAGAGAGAGAGGAAUUUCAGUUUUAUUUCUGUUUUGGGAAGCUAACAUGCUUACCCGACAGAUUCAGUUCGCUUGACAAGAACAAGUAACGAGGAGAAACCUAAACAUUAUUUCGCUACGACGACUGUGAUGUGCGUGAGUCAAUCUGGCCGACCGUGCCCCCAAAAUAGCAAAAACGACGAAAAUUGACUCUACUAUGUACGCGAAAGGCAAGGGGUCGACGGUACCCUCGGACGCCCAAGCUAGGGAGAAGUUAGCAUUAUAUGUCUACGAGUACCUGCUGCAUGUGGGCGCCCAGAAAGCCGCACAGACAUUUCUAUCCGAGAUUCGGUGGGAGAAAAACAUCACGUUAGGAGAACCACCGGGUUUCCUUCAUUCGUGGUGGUGUGUAUUUUGGGACUUGUAUUGCGCGGCGCCGGAACGCCGGGAUACGUGCGAUCACUCCAGCGAAGCCAAAGCCUUUCAUGACUAUGGUUUCGUCAAUUCCGGCUAUGGCGUCAAUGGCAUCGCACACAAUGCCGGUCCAGUGCCGAGUCCGCUUGGCCAGAUGGCGCCAGGAGACGGCAUGCCAGGAGGCCCGAUGCCGCACGGAUUUUUUCCAAAUUCGGCAAUGAGGCCGUCUCCGCCUACUCACCCCGCCUCGCAACCCUCGCCACAUCCUCAGCCGCCUACACCACACACUCAGAUGAUGCCGGGCCAGCCGUUUAUGGGACCACGUUAUCCAGGCGGACCUAGACCAGGCAGCGUUCGUAUGCCUCAGAUGGGACCUGAAUUCGGAGGGCCUCCUGGCCAGCCGAUGAUGCCCAACAGUCUGGAUCCCACUCGGCAAGGUGACGGCGAGUUCGUAGGUUGGCAAGGUCCUCCGAUGUCCGGUAUGGGUCCCCGACUCGGUGGUCCUCGAGGGCCGGGUGGAAUGGGACCCAUGGGUCCAGGUGGUCCAGGUGGAGUACCUGGAGGCUACGGCCCUGGACCAGGAAUGCGAGGGCCCGGUCCUGGUAUGAUGGGUCCUGGCGGUCCAAUGGGUCCCGGAGGCGGUGUUCCCGGUGGGCCCGGCGGACCUCUACCAAACAUGGGUGGCAUGGGUGGACCUGGCGGUCCUCGGCCACAGUGGCAACCGAAUUCUUCAACGCCAAUGAAUUAUCCAUCAUCAUCGCCUGGCAACUACGGGGGUCCACCCGGCUCUGCUGGACCACCAGGUCCCGGCACACCCAUCAUGCCUAGUCCACAAGAUUCGUCUAGUUCAGGAGGGGACGGCAUGUACACGAUGAUGAAAUCUGUGCCGGGUGGAGCCAUGCCAGGACAGGACUUCCCGAUGGGUGGCGGACCUGAAGGAGGUCCUAUGGGACCGAUGGGUCCUUCGGCUAUGGGCCCGGUUAUGAACGGUGGCGAUGGCCUGGAUGGCAUGAAAAGUUCACCAGCAAACGGUGGUCCAGGGACACCGCGGGACGAUGCCGGCGGAAACGGCGGCGGAGGUGGCGGAGGAGGCAUGGGUGACUACAACCUGGGCGGCUUCGGAGGCCCCAAUGAGAAUGAUCAAACGGAGUCGGCGGCCAUCUUGAAAAUCAAGGAAAGCAUGCAGGAGGAAGCCAAGCGAUUUGAAACCGAUUCCGACCAUCCCGAUUACUUCAUUCAAUGAACUUACCUUUCCCUCCUCACCUUUUAACAAUUUGCGCACACACACACAUACAUACAUACACACACACACACACACACUUGAACAUUUCGUAAAAACACAUGUGAUCGCGCGUUUGGUUGACUGUUUGGAGAGACAACGACAAAAGAGAACUUUGAAGCACACAGUCUGACCUUCUAUAUUUUGACUUCCAUUUGUUUCUUUUCUUCCUCUAUACAUCGACAACAUUUUCCAUUCACUUUUUUUUUUCCUCUUCCAACGGUUUCGGUAUUUUUCCUUCCUUUAUUUUUAUACUUCCAUUUUGAAUCUCGAUUCCGUCCGCCAUCUCUUUUGAUUACAUUUUCCCCUCCGUACUCACAUUUGCCGUGUUUCUAUGGCUGUUUCUUUUUUUAUUUUAUUUUUUAAUACCUGACCUUUAUUCUAAUCUCACCUUCGCUAUGACAGAGGAAGCGCGUUGAUCUGUGUGUGUGUGUGCAUGUUUGUUUCUUCCAAACCAAAAGCAAAACAAACAAAAGAGAACCAUGUGUGUUUGUGUGUGUCUUUCUUUCUCUCUCUCUCUCUCUUCCUAACAUCUGCUCACAAACAUAUAGUGUUUUAAUGUCGUAGCAGUGUCCAGCUUCCGGACGAGAAAGAUAUCGAGCUCUUCCGGUGGGAGGGGCAGGAACAGAGGGUGGGGGGUUCCUGAUAACAACGUUCUAUUUCAGGUAUGCUUUUUUUCCCAAAUGAAAGGGCACCCUUCAUCAUCGUCGUGUUUCGUUUAAUGUUUGUCAUUAUCUGAAGUAUUCCUAUGGAAAUCUUAAAAAAAAAAAAACGAACAAAAAAGUGAAUCAAACAAAAAGGGGAAAAUUACAAACGCGAAGAUCAUCAACACACAAGAAAAACAAAAUGGCGCCUUGGCAAAAGGUUGCAAGUCCUAAAAUUGCAGUACAUGUAUACUACAUAUAACGAUAUCUACAUAUUCAUAUUGGAUUUGACCUUCCUAAUCCAUUUACCCGUUCCUCUACCGGUUCACCAAAAAAAUCGAUAUGGUAUAUAUACAUACAAAACACACAUAUUUUAUACAUAUUAUACGCCUAGUUUUCUUCCUGCUCCAAUUUUUGGUUCCUCUUUCUCAUGGCGCGAUCUAACGAAAUGACCGAAUUUUUCAACGCCUAGAGUAUUUUCUACAGUUUUUAUGUCACUGAUUUUGGCGAUAGAACGACGCCAAUUUUCUCCAGACAACAUACCGGUGUGUCUUGUAUUCAAAUUUUUUUAAUCAAAUUUUGUUGUCAUUUUGUUCCGCUGGUGUCAUCAAUCAAGAACCAUACACCGUGAAUCCUUCCCGCCGCUCCCCGCCCCUUUAAAAAAAAAUCCCAUUUAAAGUUAGAUUAGUUAAAUCUUGAAAUAUGCGAAUGGUGUGAUGUAUUUGUUGAAUCGGGCCGGUGAUUUUUAUAUUAUUUCAUUUCGUAUGAUGACAAAUGUCCGCGUACACUUCAAACCUUCAUAUUUUGCAUAUGAAAAGAAAGAAAAAAAGAAUCGAUUAUCAUUUUGUUUUUGUUAUUUUAGCCUUUCUUCUCCUCUUUGUUACAAGUCAAACAGUCAUCAUAAUUAUGUGUUACGAUCCUUACUACAGAAAAUGUUUGUUUUUGUUUUGUUUAUGUUUUUUUUUUGUAACUAAACCUGAAGUUAUAUAAAAUUACGUGAAAAAAAGAUGCCCAUGCCACGUGUUGUAAUUUUGCAUACAAAGUAUCUUAUGGUAAAGAUGGCCGAGAACAAAUCAAAAAAUGAAAUCCACCUAUGUGUUUUUAAUUUCAUAUUUUCAUAUUGUUUACGAAUGAAUCAACUUUUUCAGCCAUAUAUUACCGGCAAAAGAAAUUAAAUUAAAUUAAACACUGAUUCGCAAUAAAAUAUUAGUUUUCCUGCCAAUCAAGUAUUUUUUUAACAAAACGGAAUCGAAAUGGUUUUAUCGCAAACACUUUGAAUUUGAUUAACUCAAAGACUAUAAAUCCCAAGUCAAAAUGAACUUGAUUUUCGAUAUCCUCAUAAAAUUUCAAAUGGCAAUCAUGUAUUUAUACAGCAAUAUUUUUUUCAAGAAAAAGACAGGCUUAUUUUUUUGUAUGCCAGACUUUUUCGUGAAACAGUUUGAAUUUGAAUAUGCCCAUUUCAUAAAUUGUAAAUCCCAGGUGGGUGACAUUAGCCGACUGAUUAAAGAUCUGAGAUAGCUGAAUCAACAUUAUAAUUCAUUUCGGCUAGUUUCAUUUUUGCAAUGUAUUGUUUUUUUUAUUUCGAUAUACCUUUGAGUUUUUCA
Messenger RNA from Daphnia magna, 4352 nucleotides. RefSeq names its product single-stranded DNA-binding protein 3 (gene Ssdp). Gene Ontology annotation, molecular function: protein binding; single-stranded DNA binding. Gene Ontology annotation, biological process: positive regulation of transcription by RNA polymerase II. Gene Ontology annotation, cellular component: nucleus. The transcript has 16 exons. NCBI's taxonomy places the organism in Eukaryota, Metazoa, Arthropoda, Branchiopoda, Diplostraca, Daphniidae. The coding region runs from base 629 to 2068 and encodes 479 amino acids. The record is from RefSeq and is a predicted model, not a curated record.